AUGUCCGCCCGGGCGACACUCAAGGAUUUGAAGACCAAGAUGUGCCUUGGCGACAUUGCAAAAUUACAACUACUGCAUAUACUUGUGACCCUGGAUGGGAGGGCGUUACUAAAUUCGAUACAUGCCCACCUCCUUAUUAUCGUGUCGAUACAAGAAAGGUUAUUCCGGGGAAAUCAAACUCAGAGAGAUGGGAUUAGAUGGUAUAAUGCCAUCGUGUAG
Molecule: messenger RNA, 219 nt
Organism: Pyricularia grisea
Lineage: Eukaryota; Fungi; Ascomycota; Sordariomycetes; Magnaporthales; Pyriculariaceae
Exons: 1
Coding region: 1-219 (72 amino acids)
Source: RefSeq, a predicted model, not a curated record